Molecule: messenger RNA, 1365 nt
Organism: Girardinichthys multiradiatus
Lineage: Eukaryota; Metazoa; Chordata; Actinopteri; Cyprinodontiformes; Goodeidae
Product: caspase b-like
Exons: 3
Coding region: 201-620 (139 amino acids)
Source: RefSeq, a predicted model, not a curated record
ACAUGCGCCAUUUCCUUUCCAUUACCGUCAGCAGUACGGCUUCAUGUUUUGCAUGAAGAAGCCGUUUUUGGAGUAAAAAGCUCAUCUGAAGGCAAGCUGGGAAAUCUUGGAAGCAGACAUUAAGUUGCUUUAAGAAGCUGUUUGUCACUGUGCCCUCUCGUUUGGCAGAGACAGAGUCCAGCUGUGCUGAGUGACCAGACAUGUCUGUCGCAGAGCUGCUUCUCAACACUCUUGAAGACUUGAUUGAGGAGGACUUCAAAAAGUUUAAGUGGUUCCUCACGAUGCAGGUACUGGACGGUUACAUGCCGAUUCCUAGGGCUCAUCUACAGAAUGCAGACCGGACAGACACAGUGAGUAAGAUGAUAGAGAACUACAAGGAAGAGGGCGCUUUGAAGGCCACUGCAACCAUCCUGAAGAAACAAAGGAUGAAUGACCUUGCAGAGAGACUGUUGAAAGCAGAUGCAGAAAUGACAAGUGCUGCAUCCUCGGCCACCUCCUCCUCUGGUGGGACACCUGCUUUGGCUCCCUCAUUGUCAGCUAAAGAAGGAAGUGUGAUCAUCGCUCCAAUCCUCAACAGUCAGAACCAUGGAACAUGGACCAUAAAUCUUAACAAAAAAUAAUUAAACUCAUGCCAUACAAUAGGAUUACCUAAAACACAGCCCGUGUAUCACUUCCACCUAGUCGUUAAGUCAACAAAGAGUUCUUUUUACUGAUGACAUGAAUUUGGCUUUAAUGUGGAUCAUACAGUCUUGAAGUUGGUAUGAUUACAGCACCAUCUUGAUCACUAUAUUAUGUCACCGUCGAACUAAAACACAACAUAAACUUCAUUGAGAUAGAUAAAUAGAAAAUACAGAUAUGAAAUUAUAUAUAACAUAAACAUACCUCGCUGGCUGACCCAGGCUUGGAGGCAGAAAUGAGGACCUGAACCAAUGAUUUAAACAUUUUAGCCAUUUCUAACUUAAACUGGCCCUUCCUGCUGCAACGUGCAACGAUGAUGCUUCACUGAGAGCGUACAUCACCUUUUUGGCGCACCAGCAGAAUCAACAUGCCAUACAUUAGUUCCUACCUGAGAAUUUUCAAAAUAAAAGUCCUAAUGAUACGUAAAUAUGCAUAACGCUUAAAUAAAAUAUAUUCACUAAACUACGGCAGUGAAACUGUGUUUUUAGUACAGGCAUGAAUAUAGAGAGCUACAAGUAAACAAAAGACGACUGUCACCGGUUGUAACAUGAUGUGAUUGAGGGUUUCUUAAUUUGAAAUUCUUACCCCAUAGUAAUGAAAAUAGAGACCCAUUAAGUGAGAAAGUGUAUCUAAAACUUUUGACCGGUAAUGUAGCUUCCACAAUAAAAACACAUUUUUGACAUAUAA